Messenger RNA from Microdochium trichocladiopsis, 1397 nucleotides. Its product is annotated as D-3-phosphoglycerate dehydrogenase. The record is from RefSeq and is a predicted model, not a curated record. Lineage: Eukaryota; Fungi; Ascomycota; Sordariomycetes; Xylariales; Microdochiaceae. Gene Ontology annotation, molecular function: NAD binding. The coding region runs from base 166 to 1242 and encodes 358 amino acids. The transcript has 2 exons.
CAACCGUCAAUCUCAGACCCUUGCCUGACGGAGCGCCAUAUAUCACCACAAAUUCCCUUCCUUCAAUCCUCGAGCCUCGCAGGCGCACCUACCACUGACUUUUUCCCCGAGCCGUUGGCACUUGUAGCUUUUCCCGCAUUCCACAGCUCCUCGGAAUCAAUUGCAAUGGCUCCUGUCCAAGUCGCUGUUCUGGACGAUUACCAGGAGAUCUCCACUGAACACUUCGCUGCCCUAGACUCGGCCAAUUUCGAGGUCACGGUCUUCUCCGACACUCUAUUGCCUUACAAUCACCCGGAUGCCACCCAACAUGACAAACUCGCCCUGAUCAAGAGGCUGGAGCCCUUCCAGGUCAUUUGCACUAUGCGGGAACGGACCCCCUUCCCACGAGACCUCGUCACAAACCUGCCGAACCUCAAGCUGCUCCUGACCACGGGGGGCCGCAACGCCUCGCUCGAGGUCUCGGCCAUGAACGAGCGCGGUAUCCCCGUGGCGGGCACGACCGGCGAGCCCCUAGACCCGGACAGCACGACGCAGCACUGCGUAGCCCUGAUCCUCGGCAUCGCGCGGAACAUUGCGCAGGAGAACGCCGCGAUGAAGGCCGGGUUGUGGCAGACGACUGUCGCCACGAACCUCACAGGCAGGACUUUCGGCUCCGUCGGGUUUGGCCGCCUGGGCUUCGCCGUGUCCAAGAUCAUGAAAAUCGCAUUCGGGAUGAAGAUUAUUGCGUGGAGCACGAAUCUCACGCAGGAGGCAGUGGACGAGAAGGCGCGCAAGGCCGGGCUCCCCACCGAGGACGAGAACGGGGAGAAGACGUUCAAGGUGGUGAGCCGGGACGAGCUGUUCAGCACCGCCGACGUGGUCAACAUCCAGCUCGUCCUCUCGGACCGGUCAAGAGGGCUCAUUAACGCCUCGGACCUGAGCAAGAUGAAGAAGACGGCGCUGUUUGUCAAUGCGGCACGCGGGCCCCUCGUCGUGCAGGACGACCUGCUGCACGCCGCCAAGAAGGGCCUCAUCAGCGGUAUUGCGCUGGACGUGUACGAUACUGAGCCGCUGCCGAUCAACAGCGAGUGGCGCACGACGAGGUGGGGGAUUGACGGCAAGAGCCGAGUCCUGCUGACGCCGCAUAUGGGCUAUGUCCAGGACGCGACGAUGCAUGGGUGGUAUAAGCAGCAGGUGGAAAACAUCCAAAGAUGGGAGAAGGGGGAGGAGUUGGCGGUGCUGUACAAGGAUAGUGGCUAUUAAGCGGGCGUGCACAUCGGGGUCUGCCAGCUGGGCUGCUUUGAGGGAGCUUAGCGUAUUAGGGCCUGCUCUAGGAUGUGAUUGUUGUAAAAGUUUGUGAACCAGCAAGUGACAUUUAGUGAAAAGUGCAUUGUGCUACGACAGAGUAAGUCCCGCGA